CAUGCGCAGUGAAGCAAGACGAGCAGUGCUCUCUGUCAAGAUGGUCAAGGUCCAUGUGCACAAAAACAUCAAUAGAUCUAAAAGACAAAUAUCCGCUACAGUACCAGUACCUGGAGACGUGCCAAGGAGUUUACGCAUCUGUGAACAAUGCCGUAUCCCAGGAACUGUCUGAGAAUGAGAACAGUCGUGUAUCGGAAUACUGGUCCAGUUCCAAAUACGUUGGCGUCAGUGCCAACUUGAUGGUUUCCUACAUUGAUACAGCCAACACGACAGAGGACCUGAAAAAACCUGUUAUAAUAUUGGUACACGGCGCUCCCGGCUCUCACAUGGGCUUCCUGCCACUGGUAGACAAGCUGGAACCCCAUGCACGCGUGAUAGUGCCAAACUUCCCAGGUUACGGCUUCACGGACAUGGAUGAUGACGGGUAUUUCCAGCAUUCUAUUCCGGAAAAGGUUGAAUUGAUCGUUGACUUACUAGGUGCCCUCAAAAUCAAGAGGGUUGCGAUGGCCAUCGGUCACAGCAUAGGCUCCUUCCCCGUGCUGCUGUUUGCCGCUGCUCGGGUGCCAGGUCUCCCCGUCGAGUCGGCUUUCUUCAUGAAUCCCACCGGACACAUACCGUGGAGGUGA
Messenger RNA from Priapulus caudatus, 626 nucleotides. RefSeq lists its product as uncharacterized. The transcript has 5 exons. Bases 54 to 626 code for a protein of 190 amino acids. The record is from RefSeq and is a predicted model, not a curated record. NCBI's taxonomy places the organism in Eukaryota, Metazoa, Priapulida, Priapulimorpha, Priapulimorphida, Priapulidae.